UAUUUCCCUUGCGAUCCCCCUUACGUGACAGAAGAAGUGAAAGAAGCGAAGUCUUUCAAACAAGCCAGGCAUAAAAUGGAAGAGGAAUUGGAUAAGAUACAACAGGAUAUGUACAAGUCAGUGCCUUUCUUCAGCACAAGAUACAAGGUUGGUUGACUUGUGGAUUGUGUAUAGUUUGUUGUUUGACGUCCAUUAAGUAAGCUUUUUAUAGCGUGCAUGACCCAUGACUUUCUUCAGGUCCAUGUUUUCUCACAGGAACCCUCAGGGUCUGGUAGACUCAGUGUGAAUCCAGUUUGAAACUGCAGUUUAUUCUGGCCAAGUUUUAUUAAGCAAGAGUUUUCAUUCAUUUCCUUAACUUCUAUAAUAAUCCAUUUUUCAUUCAGUACCCUUAAUUCACAUGGUGUACCCUCCCAGCUUCUAUGCAGGCUUCCUUGCCAUUAUCAUUUCAAAGAUUUGUAAAAUAGAAUAUAAUGUCUACUCUCUUUACUACAUAUAUUUUAAAUUUAUUGUGUUUUGCCAAUUAUAAACGUUCAGCUAAUGGUUAAUGGCAAAAUAAAUCAAUGAAGGAAUGAAUGAAUGAAUGAAUGAAUGAAUUAUAAUUCAAAAACUCAUUAAUGAUUCAUAAAGAAAAAACAAAAUAUAUUAAUGUUUAAUGAGUGUCUUUAUAUCUGAUAAGGACAUAGCUAAAUUUUACGUCCAAGUUUUUAGACCAAAAUAACCCCAAAUCUAAAUAUUAGUGCAAGAAUGAGUUGAUCUAUAUCAGAGAUUUUGAAGCCGUUCAAAAACCUCACAGUCGUGUAUUAUCAGGUUUAAAAACUCGAGGCGAAAAACACUCCUGCUCGUUUUUCAAAAAGUACCUAAAGCGUAUUUGACCACGAUUUAAUCUCAUCUAUUAAUUCUUGUAAGUGUAAGGGUAAAUUAACUUGCAGGGACACGUGAUCUGGGACACCAAUGUACCAGCUAAUCUUGGAUACAUAGCUUCAAUACUGUGGCAUCAGAACAAUUGUAUUCAAGAGGCAAGCCCUGUAACAACGAUGUACGAAUUAGAGGCCGGUAGUGACUUGUGUGAGAUGCUGGGGCUGGAUCGAAAUGAAAGUAUGGGACAUUUGGUAACUGGAGGAUCAGUUGCAAACAUUGAAGCCAUGUGGGUAGCUAGGAAUCUGAAAUUUUACCCACUGGGGCUUCAAGAGGCUUUGAUAAAAAAGGACAAGUUAAAAGGAGCACGUGAAUACGAGGUAAUGUUAGAGAACAAGAAACCCCGCACGCAUUGUUUGCCAUUUCUUAAGAAAACUGCCACCAAGAUCAUUAAACAGUGGUACCAAAAACCUUUAAAUUUCAUCAUUUGCCUUUAUUUCAUUUCCUCUAUGUAACACACUUUUAAAUCCUUAACAGGCUUUUUAACGGACGUUUACUUUUUUUCUCUUGGUACAAUUUUGUUAAGGUAGCUUUAACGCCAAUCCAAACUGUUUGGUGGAUGAUUUCGUCAUAUUUUUAAAACUGAGCAUGAAAACAAGUUUCGCUGGAAAUGGUUGAAGCGAGAGCUAAAAAAUAUGAACUGUUGAAGAUUUAGCCGUAAACAUUCUAGUCUGUGUCAAUUUUGUCAUGUAGACGUACGAGAAUAGUUCUACUUUUUGCUCCGUGUAAAGGAAAUGCCAUGGUAAAACCAGUCAGAUGUAGUUUCUUGGCAGGAACGUCAUGUUAACAUUUGUCGUUCAAAGAGCCAUGCCCAAGAAAAUAAAUCUAUAUUUUGAGUUAAUAGGUUUAUAAAGUCUGAACUGAAUUUUAGAUAUACCGGCCUCAAAAAGGAAAAGACGUUCGUCUUGUGAAAGCUACGACAUGGGAGCUACUUAAUCUGGAUACUGAUACAAUUCUGAAGAUGCCAUCCGAUGUGAGCAAAAAAGCCGGUAUUAGCGAAGACGAGCUUAGCAUUCUUUUGACAAAUCACCUCUACGAGUGUAUUGGUAUCACUGAAUUUAACAACCGUCACGGGCUGACCCAGAAUCCCUGUGUUGUGGCAGCAAGUACCUAUCACGUGUCUUUCGACAAAGCCAUGACCAUUCUGGGGAUCGGAAGAGAAAACCUUGUGCAAGUGCCAGUGGACGAGAAUGCUCGAAUAAAAACAGACGGUAAGUAUUUAGUAUGAGAAGAAGUUUGAUUAUAAGUAGGAAACGCAAACGCCCUAUCAGACACGCUCACAUUUUUUCACAACAAACUUCAAGCUCUAGUUGGCUGCGAAUGGACGCUCCUGCCAGCACUCCGCGUUCCCGCCUUGUGAGGUCUCUACUUUUUCGUUUCCUGGCAAAUGGGAAAAAAGUAGUCUCUCCGUCCAUUAUGUCAGUUUUAGUUUAUUAGGUCUCUAGUCACUAUAAGUUGGAUUGAUUUCCUGAAAACAUGACCGCCUAGAGUAGCGUAGCUAUCUGCAGGCAUGUUAAUAUUGUAUUUCAAACUUUGAAGACAAAUAAGAAAAUGUAUGUAGGGGGUGUUGUUAGUCAGGGGGCUUAAUGGGGCAGUGUUUGUGUAAACGUCAGGAGAAUAAUUAUAGUAAUCCACUCAUUACAACUACUCUGGUUAUUCUUCAUUAUCAGUAUUACUUGAUGUUCUGAAUGAUAAGUUGAAGAAGAAAAUUCCUGUAAUUAGCGUGAUAAGCAUCAUGGGGACAACGGAAGAGAGUGCUGUUGAUCCAUUGAACAAGAUCUUGGAAAUACGCGAUCAACUGAAAAAGCAGGUAUGACAGUCUUUUUUCAACAUAUGCUCUAAAAACGUUAUCAACUUUCUGUUGCUUUUAUUUCGAGUAAAUGAGCUUUUACAGUUGUAAAAUACAGAGCACACCAGACAUGUAGACAGUACUACUAAAGUUCACACCCUGUUCAAGGCAUCUGGACCAGAUAGACACCCUGUUCAAGACACUGACUAGUGAAAUUGUGUACCCUGUUGUAGACUUCGCCUAGUCCUUGUACGGCAUUUCCCAGGCCUCCUCCGUCAAUUCACUUCGGUGACGUAUCUGAGGCUCGGACCACGUCACCCGAAACGCAUUGGCCGCACGGAAUAAUAACGCCAAAGGACUAGGCAAUUCUAGACUCAAGUCCUUGAAAACCAUACUCCAGUCGGCGGCGCAUACCCGAUUAGGCCAAGUAAGGGAGUGCUCUCCCCAAGGGGGGUAUACACAACCCAUGAAUAGCAAUCAUGUCUUUUCUUGAUCAGGGGCUCAAUUUUAGCAUCCACGCGGACGCUGCCUGGGGAGCUUACUUUGCGAGCAUGCUACGGGACCCACCAGCAGGCCUAUCCAAGAAGAACGUUGAAGACGAAGGGUUUGUUCCUGAACUUUCCCUCAAUGAAUUUGUCAUCAAGCAGAUGGAGGUAUUUCUAGCACUUAACCCUUUAAACCCUAACAUCAAAAUUAAAGUUCUUAUUUGAUUCAAGUGCNUAGACUCAAGUCCUUGAAAACCAUACUCCAGUCGGCGGCGCAUACCCGAUUAGGCCAAGUAAGGGAGUGCUCUCCCCAAGGGGGGUAUACACAACCCAUGAAUAGCAAUCAUGUCUUUUCUUGAUCAGGGGCUCAAUUUUAGCAUCCACGCGGACGCUGCCUGGGGAGCUUACUUUGCGAGCAUGCUACGGGACCCACCAGCAGGCCUAUCCAAGAAGAACGUUGAAGACGAAGGGUUUGUUCCUGAACUUUCCCUCAAUGAAUUUGUCAUCAAGCAGAUGGAGGUAUUUCUAGCACUUAACCCUUUAAACCCUAACAUCAAAAUUCAGAUUCUCAUUUGAUUCAAGUGCACUUGGUAAUCUUAAGUCGCUCUGUAGAACACAUGGCUUCACACUUGUUGACAAAGUAUAUUACUUGAAGUAAAAGCUGUCAAUCUCUCCCUUCAUUCAGGGAGAAUCUUGGAACCGCUGAACGUACACAUAGUGCAAAUGGCUACCAUUUCUUAAUGGUCAAGUGUGUUGUCAAGUGUAGUGUAGACCAUACUUGGCCGCGAACUUCGGCUUCUUUGAAUUUCGAACGUUUCCAUGGUCACCAGAUAACGUUGAAGUAGGUACAUUAUUUUUACCCGUUCACACUCAAAGUAGGUUCCAAGUAUACUUGCAUUAUACUAGAAGCUCUAGUGUGAAGCCAACAAAUUUGCAUACCUCGACCUCUAAAGUACAGAAUGCGAUUUCCAAUUCAUAGUUAUUACAGUUACAUGUACAAAUUAUCUGUCUAUUUGUUUCUUGAAGAAAAUUAAAGAAUGUGACACUAUCACUGGCGACCCACACAAAUCCGGAUUCUGCCCGUAUCCGGCCGGGGCAAUAUGCUAUCGCAAAAAGGAGCUGAACAACUUUGUCAACUUCACGAGCGAAACAGUUUAUUAUCAUGGGAAAAAUAACCUUGGGGAUCUGGGCAUUGAAGGUUCAAAGCCCGGUUCGGCUGCCUCGGCCGUGCAUAUGGCCAACAAGGUAAUCGUUCCUUUGUUAAUCUUGUUAUGUUUUGAGAGAAAGGGGGAAGAAACGUCAGUUCUUUGAGAAGAUACUGAUAAAGACAAAAAAUUGGAGAUAUCAUAUUCGGAUGCAGUUGUUCAACACAGUAUUAUAUCACGGCAAUCGGUUUCCUGGGAGCACUACUCUCUUCUUUAAAGUUUCAUUUCGCUACAAACGGUUUCUCCUGACCGAUUAACCCACGACUGCUUCCCUGGUGGACAUCUUAUUAAUUUUGAACCCGGCGCAUGAGCUUUAUAAGCUUAAAUUUAAAACGAAGACAAACAUGCCUCUUAAAUACAGGUUGUAGUUAAAACCAGGAGAAGCAUCAGGUGGAGAUGUGCUUCGGAAAUGUGGUUUUCAGGAUGUUUUAAAAUAACUUUUAAAUUCCGAUUUCUCUUCAGUAGAUUAGGAUUUAUGUCAGCCAUUUGCUGAUUAAAUUUGCCCGCUGAUUAAGAUAUAACAAGCAAAUGUCGGUAUUCAUUCUCCUCUUAGGUUAUUGGUCUUCACAAGGAUGGUUAUGGCCGACUUUUAGCUGAAUGUAUGUUUACUGCAAAGGUCCUUUACUGCUACUUGGUUUGCAUGGCAGAAGAUGAUGACGAUUUCGUUGUUGAGAUGACAAAGCCCCUACCUGCUGGUGUCACGAAAGACUACAUAAGGAACAACAUCAUCGGAAAAACCAACGAGGAACUG
This is a messenger RNA of Porites evermanni, 5145 nucleotides long. NCBI's taxonomy places the organism in Eukaryota, Metazoa, Cnidaria, Anthozoa, Scleractinia, Poritidae. The record is from the annotation of a GenBank genome assembly.